ACGUUACUCAAAAAUCAAGAAUCACAAAAAAAAAAAAUAUAUUGAAAAAAAACACAUGAGAAUGAACAUUCAAUUAAGGCCUUUGAUUAACUCAUAUUUAUAUGAACGAAUUGUAAUUCAGUUUAUUUUAACUUAUUUCAUUUUCAAUUCGAUUCAAUUGGCCUAUUUACCACCACCAACUUGCACUCAAAGGGCCUAUUAUUAUUCAUACAUAUAUCAAGAAAUAUCAACCACUUCUUUUUAGUGUACUCCAAUAAUAUUGCUUUCUCUUUCCUCUUAUUGCUAUCCAUAGUACAUUACUCAAAAAAUCAAGAAUCACCAAAAAACAAAAAAUGGAAAAAUCACAUGAGAAUGAACAUCCAAUUAAGGCAUUUGGAUGGGCAGCUAGAGACACUUCUGGUGUUCUUUCUCCUCUCAAUUUUUCAAGAAGGGUGACUGGUGAAAAAGAUGUGCAGUUCAAAGUAUUAUAUUGUGGAAUUUGUCAUACUGAUCUUCAUCAGAUCAAAAAUGAUUGGGGCAUCACCAAAUAUCCUAUUAUACCUGGGCAUGAAAUUGUUGGUGUGGUAACUGAGGUUGGUAACAAGGUAGACAACUUUAAAGUCGGAGAGAAAAUAGGUGUUGGAUACUUAGUAGGAUCAUGUCGAAAAUGUGACAAUUGUGCCAACGAUCUUGAAAAUUACUGUCCUGGUUUGAUAAUGACAGCCAAUGGUACUUACUCUGACGGGACCAUCACGCAGGGAGGUUACUCCGAUCUCAUGGUUGUCGAUGAGCAUUUUGUCGUUCAUUGGCCGGAGAAUUUGCCAAUGGAAGCUGCUCCAUUGUUAUGUGCAGGGGUCACAACUUAUAGUCCAUUGAAAUACUUUGAACUUGAUAAGCCUGGAAUGCACAUCGGUGUUGUUGGUCUUGGUGGACUUGGUCAUAUGGCUGUGAAAUUUGCUAAGGCAUUUGGUACCAAAGUGACUGUCAUUAGUACAUCUGCUGGUAAGAAAGAUGAAGCAAUUGAGCGUUUGGGUGCGGACUCAUUUUUGGUCAGUCGUGACCCUGACCAAAUGCAGGCUGCAAGGGGCUCACUUGAUGGUAUCAUUGACACUGUAUCUGCAGUUCACCCUAUUUCUCCAUUGCUUAAUUUGUUGAAAACUAAUGGGAAGUUAGUAAUGGUUGGUGCACCAGAAAAACCACUAGAGUUGCCUGUAUUUUCCUUGCUUGCAGGACGUAAGCUAGUAGCAGGGAGUGGAACCGGAGGGUUGAAGGAGAUGCAAGAGAUGGUAAACUUUGCGGCAAAGCAUAACAUAACACCGGAUGUUGAAGUCGUGCCAAUGGACUAUGUGAAUACAGCGUUGGAGCGCCUAGUGAAAUCGGACGUGAAGUAUCGAUUUGUGCUUGAUAUUGGCAAUACAUUGAACAAGAGUUAGUAUAUAUGGACAUCUUGUUAUCGUUGUGUGUUUGUAUUUUAAGUAACAAACUGGUGAGUUCAAGAUGGAAUUACAUAUCA
This is a messenger RNA of Capsicum annuum, 1492 nucleotides long. RefSeq names its product 8-hydroxygeraniol dehydrogenase. NCBI's taxonomy places the organism in Eukaryota, Viridiplantae, Streptophyta, Magnoliopsida, Solanales, Solanaceae. The coding region runs from base 333 to 1412 and encodes 359 amino acids. Gene Ontology annotation, biological process: lignin biosynthetic process. The record is from RefSeq and is a predicted model, not a curated record. The transcript has 5 exons. Gene Ontology annotation, molecular function: zinc ion binding; cinnamyl-alcohol dehydrogenase activity.